Messenger RNA from Abrus precatorius (Indian licorice), 1503 nucleotides. RefSeq names its product E3 ubiquitin-protein ligase AIRP2. Gene Ontology annotation, molecular function: ubiquitin protein ligase activity. The transcript is spliced from 5 exons. Bases 206 to 727 code for a protein of 173 amino acids. Gene Ontology annotation, cellular component: cytosol. Gene Ontology annotation, biological process: protein ubiquitination. NCBI's taxonomy places the organism in Eukaryota, Viridiplantae, Streptophyta, Magnoliopsida, Fabales, Fabaceae. The record is from RefSeq and is a predicted model, not a curated record.
CAAAACCCCCCACAAACCUUUUUCUUUCUCACUCCAAUUCUCUCUCUCUCUCUCUCUCUCUCAACUUCUCUUCCUUUUAUUACUUCUAGGAGCUUGAUUUUCGCAAGGAAACAAGGAACCGGUUCAAGUUUCAUCGUGCAAUUUAUUGAAUGAGUUAAUUGUUCGCGGAAGAAGAAGAAGAAGAAAUAGUUACAGUAUAGAAGAGAUGCGCAAGUCCUUCAAGGAUUCCCUCAAAGCUCUUGAAGCUGAUAUACAGUUUGCCAAUACUAUAGCUACUAAUUAUCCAAGAGAAUGUGAUGGCGCGUGCUUACAAAUGAGAUUAUCUUAUAGCCCAGCUGCUCAAUUUUUCCUUUUUCUGGUUCAGUGGACUGAUUGUCAUCUUGCUGGGGCCUUGGGAUUGCUUAGAAUUCUCAUAUACAAGGUGUAUGGGGAUGGGAAGACAACCAUGUCCAUUUAUGAAAGAAAAGCCAGUCUGAAGGAGUUCUAUGGUGUGAUCUUUCCCUCUUUACUACAACUCCACAGAGGAAUCACUGAUGUAGAAGAAAGGAAACAAAAAGAUUUAUGGGCUACAAAGUACAGGCCAAAAGAUAUAGUAAGAAAAGGAAAACUAUCUGAAAUUGAUAUAGAGAGAGAAGAGGAAUGUGGUAUUUGCAUGGAGAUGAACAAUAAGGUUGUGUUGCCCAACUGCAACCACUCAUUGUGUGUGAAAUGCUAUAAAGACUGGUGAGCAAAUUGUGAUUGGCAUGCCCGGUCUCAGUCUUGCCCUUUCUGUCGGGACAGUCUUAAAAGAGUAAACUCUGGUGACCUAUGGAUCUACAUGAACAGCAGUGAGAUAGAUGACUUGGCUUCAAUCAACAAGGAGAAUUUAAGAAGACUAUUUAUGUACAUUGACAAGUUGCCUUUGAUUGUACCUGAUCCUAUAUUCAUGUCUUAUCCUCAGCGCUUCUGAUUUCUAUUUAGUAGACUCUGGUGACCUUUGGAUAUACAUAAGCAGCUGUGAGAUAUAUACUUGGCUUCAAUCAACCAGGAGAGCUUUAAUAGGAUACUUAUGUACAUUGAAAAGUUCCUCUUAUGUGCCAUACUGCCAUGUUCAUGUCUUAUCCUCAGCAUUUCUGUUUCCAUUUAGCAAUAGUUAAGUUUUACUUCAAAGUCCAUUUUGUUUUUGGUAGUCAAUUUGUGCUGGAAUGAUUCAAACUGUAAAUAUAGGUUGCCUUCAAAGUGAAAUAAUAUUUUCACUCCAUUUAGAUUAAAUUAAAGAGUUUUCUUCUCCAGAAGUCUUGCUCGAUCGUCUGAGUUAGUUCAUCACUGCUGGCGGUCAUAUGUUUGUACCACCCUGAAAUAUUGUCUUAGACAUGUUAUGUGGAUGUCUUUCUGCUGUCUAAAGUCCAAUGCACACUAUUAUUAAGUGAUGUCAUUGUCAUAUAGCAAUGUGCCCAUACUCCAGAUAAUUGUACAAUCAAGAUUACUGUAUAAAUAAAAUGUUUACUAUUAUCCGUUUUUGUC